This is a messenger RNA of Corvus hawaiiensis (hawaiian crow), 2959 nucleotides long. RefSeq names its product solute carrier family 23 member 1-like. Bases 30 to 1904 code for a protein of 624 amino acids. Gene Ontology annotation, molecular function: transmembrane transporter activity. The record is from RefSeq and is a predicted model, not a curated record. NCBI's taxonomy places the organism in Eukaryota, Metazoa, Chordata, Aves, Passeriformes, Corvidae. Gene Ontology annotation, cellular component: membrane. The transcript is spliced from 12 exons. Gene Ontology annotation, biological process: transmembrane transport.
AAGGCAGUCGGUGAAGGCAAGUGGAAGGCAUGACCCCCUCCUCAGACAAAGAUCUCAACGGGCUAGAUAACCCCAGCUUUGUGGAUGAAGAUGGGAGCCACUGCUGUUCCUCAUCAGCUUGUGCUGCCUGGGGCCCAGAGGAAGGUGGGGGCACUGGCCCCAGUGGGAUCAAGCUUGGCUACACUGUCAUAGAUGUGCCUCCCUGGUAUCUGUGCAUCCUGCUGGGCAUUCAGCACUUCUUGACAGCCAUGGGAGGUCUUGUAGCCGUCCCGCUGAUCCUGUCCGAAGGGCUUUGCCUCCAGCAUGAUCUACUGACCCAGAGCCACCUGAUCAGCACCAUCUUCUUUGUCUCAGGAAUUUGCACCCUGCUGCAAGUCCUCUUUGGAGUCAGGCUGCCUAUUAUUCAAGGAGGGACUUUCACAUUCCUGGCCCCCACCUUGGCAAUGCUGUCUCUUCCCACUUGGAAGUGUCCUGCCUGGACACAGAAUGCCACCCUGGUCAAUGCCUCUUCACCAGAAUUUGUCCAAGUCUGGCAGACACGGAUGCGAGAGGUGCAAGGAACUAUCAUUGUAGCUUCCUGCUUUCAAAUCUUCGUUGGAUUUUCUGGCCUGAUUGGAUUUCUGAUGAGGUUCAUCGGCCCCCUGACGAUUGCCCCCACCAUCACCUUGGUUGCACUACCUCUGUUUGAGUCAGCUGGGGAUAUGGCUGGGCAGCACUGGGGUGUAGCAUUCAUGACUAUUUUUUUCAUAGUUCUGUUCUCUCAGUACCUGAAAAAUGUCGCUGUGCCACUGCCAUCUUACCAGAGAGGCAAGAAGUUCCACUUCUCUCCAAUCUACCUCUUCCAGAUCUUCCCGGUGCUGCUGGGGCUCUCCCUGAGCUGGCUGCUCUGCUACGCGCUGACAGUGACCAGCGUCCUCCCUGCGGCCCCCACUGCCUACGGCCACCAGGCCCGGACAGACACCCGUGGGGACGUUCUGUCACAGGCUCCCUGGUUUCGGCUGCCUUACCCAGGCCAGUGGGGAACGCCAACGGUGAGCCUGGCCGGGAUCUUUGGCAUCUUAGCCGGGGUGAUUUCCUCCAUGCUGGAGUCCGUGGGAGAUUACUACGCCUGUGCCCGCCUGUGCGGGGCCCCGCCGCCGCCGAAGCACGCCAUCAGCCGCGGGAUCGGGGUGGAGGGCAUCGGCUGCCUCCUGGCUGGGGCCUGGGGCACGGGCAGCGGCACCACAUCCUACAGCGAGAACGUGGGGGCCCUGGGCAUCACCAAGGUAGGGAGUCGAAUGGUGAUCAUUGCUGGUGCCUGUGCCAUGCUCCUGAGCGGCGUCUUUGGGAAAAUUGGGGCAAUACUUGCCAGCAUUCCUAUCCCUGUGAUUGGAGGCAUGUUCCUUGUGAUGUUCGGAGUUAUCACGGCAGUGGGGAUUUCCAAUUUACAGUACACAGAUAUGAACUCCUCAAGAAACAUCUUUAUCUUUGGAUUUUCUGUAUUUGCUGGCCUCACAAUUCCCAACUGGGCAAGCAAAAAUAGCACGCUGCUGGAAACAGGAAUCAUCCAGCUUGACCAAGUGAUCCUGGUGCUUCUCACCACUGGCAUGUUUGUAGGUGGACUUCUGGGCUUUAUCCUGGAUAACACCAUUCCAGGAACACAGGAGGAGCGGGGGCUCCUGGCGUGGAAGCAAAGCCACGAGGGAGGGAUGGAGAGCUCUCAGCUUGUUUCCAAGGUCUAUGAUCUUCCCUUCGGCAUAGGCACCAAAUACUGCAACGUCUCUUGGUUUCGCUAUCUCCCUGCUUGCCCCAAAAGACUUUCUCCUGACAAGAGAAUGGAUGAACUGAAGGCUGUUGGACAGAAAAACAGUGUUAAAGCAAGCUUAGAAAGAAACUCUGAGAUUGGUGCUGAUACAAGGAUAUAAGCACCUGGCCUGCAAGUGAACUCAUCUCAGAAACAGAGGUCUGAAACUGUGUCUGCAGCCCCCAUCAUCUGAGCAUGAGCUGGCAGCUGUUAGAGGGGGGAACAGGAGAAGGAUAAUGUCUUCCUCUUCCCAGCUCUGCCCACUGUACCACUGGUGACCUUGAGGAAGUCAAUUUUUCUUCUCUCUUCCUGCCUGCCCACUUCUAGGAAGAACCUAGUCCCUCUUCGGGGGACACCAAAGCCCAAGAAAUGCCUAGGAAAGAUGUUCUGUUUCCUUCCUUGCACUGACCCUUGGGCACCCUAAGGAGCCAAUGGAGAAGGCAUCCCUGAUAUGGGCCCUGUGCUACUCUCAGGCAUCCCUUGGGCCGGGGUUAAUCCCCAGCACCUUAGAGCAACACUCACCUCUCACCUCAUGUUUUAUACCUCAUCCUAGCCAAGGGGAAGGAGCAGGCACCUCUAGGUCAUGAUUCAUCUCAUUCCAUAUUCCCAUAAUUUAGUCAGCCAAAUGAAUGUUAUUGUAAGAGAGGCAUUUCAAGUUAAUGGGAUGGAUUUUCUUCUGAACCUGUCUCUUCUGCCUUAGACCACAAAGGGCUCUGGAGACCUUACUUAGGUUCUUGACCUAACAGAAAAACCCAGCUUCACUGAAAUGUAUCCCACCUGGAGUGCUGGGAGGAGUCUCAGGCAAGCCAGUUUCCUGUAGGGCAGCCAACCCUACAAAGAUGAAGGAAUCCUCAUCAAAUAUAAAGGAGAAAACAUUUCUGCUCACAAUCUUGCACAUCCCUAUGCUACUGCUAUGUCCUGUGUACCCUUGCUGUACCUGUUUGGUCUGGUGAGGUGACAAGCACUUCUCUGGAAAACAGGUGUGCAGAUUAUUGCUCCUAUUCCCUAUUAGCAGAAACAGCCUCAAUCUGUAUGGCCACAUGCAGUGUGAUCACACGUGGUCCUGGUUUCUGGUGGUGUGUAAUAACAUUGUUGCUGUAGCAUAAGCUUGUGUUUCCUUCAUUGAGAUUUAUGCUUCCUUUUUUGUAAGUAUAAUAAAUAAAAUGUACACUGUAA